Molecule: messenger RNA, 1520 nt
Organism: Prorocentrum cordatum
Lineage: Eukaryota; Dinophyceae; Prorocentrales; Prorocentraceae
Source: the annotation of a GenBank genome assembly
AUGGGGCAAAAAGUUGGCAGGUCGCGCUGCCCCUCCGCGCCGCCCGACGGGGACGACGGGGAGGACAUGGUCAUCGACCCGCUGCCGCUCAGCGCCUCCGUAUCCCCCGAGGCGGCGGCCGCCGCUGCGCGACCCAAGCUGGCCCCGCGCCCUGGCCCCGACGCGCGUCUUUCUGCUCCGCCGCGGCCGUCGCCGCCAGAGGAGGAGGGCGCGGCGGCCGCCGUGAUGGACGUGUCUGUUCCAGCUCCGCCGCUGCAGUGCACCCCGUUGAACGACCACCAGAGACUAUACCACCAAACGCUGGUGUGGCGCGUGCACCUGCAGCAGCAAGAACUCCAGCGCUCCGUCGCGGAACUCACGCAGAUGCAAACCAUCUUGGGCGGCCCGGUGCCGAUCCAGACGGUCGCCGAGCAGGCCGCCUCUGUCCUGGUGCCGCUGCACAGUGCCCCAAAUCCAGGCUGGGGCCAGGCUGCCCACCUGGUGCCCCCGCCCCCCGGGCAGCCGCCGCCGCCCGCGCCGCCCGGGCAGUCGCCGCCGCCGCCGCCCGCCGAGCCGCCCGCCCCGCCACCGGCCAUCGGCUCCAAGAGCAGGGGUUCCGCUUGCGUGCCGGGGCCUGUGCUCGCGGCGCCAGUGUCGAAGAGCGCGUGCGCCGCGGCGCAGAGGCAGCUGCAGCAGCAUGACAUGGCCACCGAGCACGCGGACCAGACGCGCUCGCUCGUCGAGGCGCUUCAGGCCGGGCUGCCGCGGCCGCCGCCGCCCAGGCCGGGGGGCCCAGCCCGGAGCAGCCCGCCGCCCCCGAGGCCGUCGGCCGCCCCGGCUCAGCCGUGCGUGCCGGCGAGGGAAGCGCCGGAAGGCGCGCCCUCGGAGGCGGCGCCGCCCUGGAAGAAGGCCCGCACGGGUAGCCCCUCGGUGGAGGCGGCCGCAGGCCCCGCGAGGGCUGGCCUCGCCACGGCGGGCGCCGCCUGCAGCCGGUGCCUACGGAGGCUGCCCUCGCACGGCGGCAUGUUCUGCGGCCGGCCGGAGGGCGCCGGGAGCGCGGUGGCCGUGGGCUGCGGGGCCGCCAUCUGCUGGCGCUGCAUGCGGCGGGCGCCGAGGGAGCAGCUCGGCGCAAUACGGGCCAGCAAGCCAGAGAUGGAAGCAUUGGGCGCGGCCGCUUGGUGGAUGCACGAGGGCUGCAUGAGGCUGAUGAAUGCGGUAGGAGAUCGCAUUGGUGCAAUCGGGCCGAGGCUUCAAGACCGUGCCGCCUUCCACGCUGCGAUGAUUGAUAGGUGCCAUGGUCUAUGACGCCUCCAGCGGCGACGCUUGGGAAGCUCAAGGCACUGCGAACCUGGUCCGAGAGUUGGCACCAGGCGCAGUGGAAAGCAGAUUGUGAGACACCCCCUUGGUCCUCAGCUGCCCGCCUUCGCCUGCUCGUCGUUCUCUUCUUCAUCACCCUCCUCUGGCGCCUGCUCCCCGCGCGUCUCCUCCUCCCGCUUUUCUUCCCGUGCCCCUCCUCCGCCUCGCCUCUUCGCCCUUCGCCC